AUGUCACCGGAUGCAGAGAUCACGUUCGAAUCUGAUGGGGAUGAUAAUUCUGAGGGCUCUAACGAGUUUAUACGUUUUAAUCCUCUGCCCUCAAGAGGGAUAAAAGCUAGGCACCAACGGAAGCUAUCAACUCAAGACCUCUUGGACGGUCAUAAGUUAUCAAUGGACCAAAUAUAUACUGGUCGACCAAAAAAUACAAUUCCUUCAUUGGCAUAUUACUCAGAAAUUUCUGAGACCAAUGGUUUUGACCUCGAACCUUCAACUGAUGCAGGACAAAAGCUCUUCAAACAAAUCGAGAGUGAGGCUGUUAUAAACCGUUCUAUAGGGUCUGUAUCAGUGACUUCUUUCAUUGGUUCUGAAUGUUAUAGAACUGACGUACUGCCUGGUGACAUGGUAGAAGUGUGCUCUAGAGAUGGACAUACGACCUUUGGCAUGAUCCUAGCUGUAGACGAUUCGGCAACAAUGGCCGAUGUUCUAUCAGUUGACGGGGCAUAUUUCAGGUUGUCCCUUAAAUGUUCGUCACACUCAUUGUCCAGCAAAUUAACUUUGAUUCUGCGUGGGUUAAUUACCCCUAGUAAAUUGUCUCAGUAUACUAGCAUUCCAGAAUCAAAAGAUAUUUAUAUGCAUUUUAUGAAUAUUGUUAUCAAGGAUGCAUUGGCUCUUGUGCCUUUACUUUCUCCCUAUUUACAGCCAGUUUAUGCAUAUCUAGCUCAACCAGAUACUUUGCAAGCAACCAAUCUGGAAUAUAUCACGCGUAACAUGAUAUCAGCCAGUCGAAAUGCCUUAGAACGAAAAGUGAAUCCAUCGCCAAUAUCUCAGAUAUCAUUAAGACUUGCGACUUAUCUUAGCGCAUGUGGAAACAAUUUACGAUUUGCGCGGUUAUCGGUAGAUUCACCGGUAGUUGCAGUCUCAGAAAGGGCAUUCGAUGCGAUUGUUAAGAUUAUGCACUACCUCACUGACCAGGAAUUAAGCUCGUAUAUCAAUGCAUUCAAGGAGCUUCUCUUAACUCCUGUCAAACCUAAUCUCUCUCAACAUACUGAUAGCAUGCCAACGCCAAGCGGCCUGUCUCCUAUAAUAACAUUCUUGCAAUCAUACGUAAUCUCCCCCGAUCCACGCCUUUCUGAUGCCGUUCGAUCAAUUCUCUCCAAAUUGUACCGUGAACGAGAUUCUGAAAUUUGGUUAAGUUCGCCCUCUAGUGUUCAUAAAUUGCUGAGUGAAGCCGGUGCGUCUGUUAAGGAUGAACCAUUUUCUGUGAAAGGUGGACUGGCAUGGUCCUCAGACAGUAAGCAAAAUGAUUUGCAUAAAAUUUUUGAAAGGCAAUUCAAGAAGCACAGAAGACCAAAGGGCUUUUUUGAGAAUAGAAUAACUUGGGAAAAGUUACCGGUUUACCGUCUAGGUGGUGAGAAGGACAUCGGGUUUUCUCUUGAAAAAACUUCAGCGGGCACUUUUAAAUUUUUUAUUCACUUCCCCGAUUUCACUUCAGUAUUGCAGCAGGACGAGCCAGCCGUUAAGACAUUGAUGAAAAUCGGCAAAUCUUGGAUUGCCCCAUUUGGUGUGCAGAGUUUGUUUCCUAAAACAUUUGUUGACGCGUUCCGAGAAGAUUGUUUGACUAAAUCAUGGACGGUAUCUGUGAAUAUACCGUCUCUUGAUGCUGACUUAUUGGAACAUACCUCCUGUGAAGUCACUCAGACUUAUAUUCCUAAAAAGCUUCAGACAGAUGUUCACCUUCCGUCUGAUGAUGGGUUAAUAGUGACUAGCGAUAUCGUUAGAGAUCACAACCAUGGCUUGUCCCGAGAACAUGUGUUACGAAUUAGAUCAAUUUGCAGUUUAUUGGAGAAUACAUUCUGGAGCAGAAUAAACAAUGGGUCGGUUUUUGAUUUCCCGAUGUCCAGUAGAUCGUAUUAUCCAGUUGAAAUUGACAGCAGCCAAUCAAAACUUGAUUUCACGUUGAGGGAUAUCAUUAGAGAAUCAAGAAUUCUAACUGGUAUUUUGGUGGGGAAUUUUGGUGCGCUUAACCAACUCCCAUUACCGUACCUUAGACAAGGACGGGGUCAGACCGGUGAGAUGCACCGCUAUUGUAAAGAACGUAGAUCAAAAGGAAGUAUAUCUACGAGCGAUAGAAUUCUGGCAGAAAGCUUUCUCACCAACGAACGGAUAUCCAAGUUUCCUGGUCCAUAUGCGGGACUUGGUAUUGCUGAUGCUUAUGUCCAUAUAGGCAGUCCAUUCGAAGAUACUCUGAGUUUGUACUCUCAGUGGGUACUACGGGAGCAUCUUCAACGAAAGAAUAUGGUCACAAAUAAUGACGACGAGGCAGUUCUUAACAGAAACUUAUUACGUAAUAAGGAAAUCAGUUCUGCGUAUAUGGAAAGUCAAAUAUAUGCGCAAAGAGAUCUGGUAACUUACUUCUAUGAAAAAUUGAAGCGAUACAAUGCUCUCCGCCGACUAGAAGAUGAACUACGGGUGUCUAAUAAUUAUUAUAUUUUCCGAUGUGAGAUUGUUGAAGAUGCUCAGUUUCCAGAUAUGGCUAUUGCUUAUUGUCAUGAUUUGAACCUCUUGGUUGACGUGGUUCUUUAUCCCGAUAGCUCUGUGAGCUCGGGCGAUACCGUUUUAUGCACGGAAAUAAUCGAGCUUACGCCUGUGGAUGGUUUACUCGUCUUGGGCCUGUAA
Messenger RNA from Sugiyamaella lignohabitans, 2667 nucleotides. RefSeq lists its product as uncharacterized. Gene Ontology annotation, molecular function: RNA binding; RNA nuclease activity. The transcript has a single exon. Bases 1 to 2667 code for a protein of 888 amino acids. The record is from RefSeq and is a predicted model, not a curated record. NCBI's taxonomy places the organism in Eukaryota, Fungi, Ascomycota, Dipodascomycetes, Dipodascales, Trichomonascaceae.